AUGCCCGUCGAUAUUCCUGAACACAUUCUGCCCUAUCUGGAGAGACAUCCUCUGCAAGCAGGCCCGCUUCUCACUUCCGUCAAAGAUCUUUCACUUUCUGUGGGAUGGACGGAUGUGCGUAUAGUGUCUCUGACUGGAGACGCCUUGGAAUGGGCAGUGAUUAUUGGCCGCAAACGGAAAGAAGAUCCUCUCCGUGCUGCUCUCCCUCUCCCUAUACAUACAACUUCCCUCCGCCCAUCAGUCUUGCGCGCAAUCUUCAAAGCACUCGAGUCGUUCGACUACGACUCGCUACCGCCGGUGAUGCCGCCCUUUGCGCCCACUCUGGGUGAGAUGCGGGAAACCCUCGGGGCACAGCUGCCUGUGGACGGAGAAUUAGCAGGCGAGGGAACAGGGGCUGAUGGAGCGGUGAAAACGGAGGCAGGGGCGGCGGAGGAGAAUAAAGAGUUUGAUAAGGAGACGCUGUAUACUGCUAUAGUGACCGGUGAUUCCACGGUGGUGUACUACAAGAUUGCCAAGGGGAUUAAGAAGCCGCACGAUAUACCAGACGAGUAG
Molecule: messenger RNA, 552 nt
Organism: Cryptococcus wingfieldii CBS 7118
Lineage: Eukaryota; Fungi; Basidiomycota; Tremellomycetes; Tremellales; Cryptococcaceae
Exons: 3
Coding region: 1-552 (183 amino acids)
Biological process (GO): tRNA splicing, via endonucleolytic cleavage and ligation; tRNA-type intron splice site recognition and cleavage
Cellular component (GO): tRNA-intron endonuclease complex
Molecular function (GO): nucleic acid binding
Source: RefSeq, a predicted model, not a curated record